Rhododendron vialii is the source of this 2098-nucleotide messenger RNA. RefSeq names its product nuclear pore complex protein NUP58. The transcript is spliced from 6 exons. The coding region runs from base 210 to 1688 and encodes 492 amino acids. NCBI's taxonomy places the organism in Eukaryota, Viridiplantae, Streptophyta, Magnoliopsida, Ericales, Ericaceae. Gene Ontology annotation, biological process: nucleocytoplasmic transport. Gene Ontology annotation, cellular component: nuclear pore. Gene Ontology annotation, molecular function: structural constituent of nuclear pore. The record is from RefSeq and is a predicted model, not a curated record.
UACGCCUUUUGGGCUCAGACUGGGCUGAGUACGUGAGAAAGCCCUCAAACCCGAAUGCUGUCUCCACCGGAGGCGGGUCCUUUUACUCUCUCAGUUCCCUCUCUUUUCUAGGGUUUUAAAGCAGACGUUUUGCCUGAAAAUUCUUUCUUCCAGAUUUCAAACCAUAUUUUGCCAAUUAACAAACGAAGAAGAAAUCAAGGGUUUCAGCAAUGGCGUUUUCUUUCACCCCACAGCAACAGCAACAACCCCAACAACUACAACUAUUCCCAUCUCAACAGCAACAGCAAUCCCCAUUCCAACAGAGCAACCCAUUUUUCCAACAACAACAACAACCACCACAGCAAUUUCAACUACAACCACAACAGCAACAAUUUCUACAACAACACCAGCAACAACACCAGCAGCAGCAGCAACAACACCACCAGCCGCAGCAACAAUUGUACCUUUUCACCAACGAAAAAACUCCGGCCACGUACGGCACCAAAUGGGCCGACCUCCACCCGGACUCCCAGAAAUUCCUCCUUCAAAUUGAGGAAAAGAUCCUUGAGUGUAGGGACGAAAGCCAGCGGCUGGAUCAGUGUAGUAGACUUUAUGAUUCUUUGAUCUCCAAUGACGGGUUUGAUUCUGAUGCAAGCCACAUUGUACAGGAACUAGGUGGAGUUAGUACAGCAAUGGAACGGCAGAAGGCUGUUUUGUAUGAACUUAUGGCUGUUGUCAAAGAUAUGCUACGCAACACUGAGGUCGCUAUUCGUUCUUUCAUUAUGUUACGGCCAAGGUUUGUCCGUCCAAAUACAGGUGCUGCGUCAAAUGCCACUGCACCAUCACAGCUUUCAGGAGCGACUGGUGCUCCAAGUGGAAGUACUCAACCUGUAGCUACCUCUGGAGUGCCAAUUUUUGAUUUCUAUAGUGGUCUCCCCAAGAAACCAUCUCCCUUUCUGCAGCAAACAGUUGCAAGAUUUGAGAAGUAUAUUGGUCAAUGCCGUCAGUGGAUUGAAGAGUUAGAGCAGCUGCUGCUCGUCGAUUCUGGCAGGAACUCUUUAAACUCUAGCUCCUCAUUGUUACAGUCUCUUCCCAAAGUUAUGUCAAAUGUGCAUGACUUUUUUGUUCAUGUGGCAGCAAAGGUGGAGAGCAUUCAUCAGUACAUUGAAUCCAUGAAAGCAGCAUAUCUUGCCGACCAACGCCACCGUGGGGAUUCAAAUGAUCCAUUUCUUGAGGCUGAUAGAAGGGAAACAGCCAAACAAGAAGCAGCUGCCCGGAGGGUACACCCAACCUUGCAUUUGCCUGCAAGUUCACAACCGUUGACUCAAGUUGCAGGGUUGUUUGCCAGCUCAGCAACACCUGAGGCAUCCUCUGCCCCACACACUUCUGCAGCAGUUGUAGCAGCUUCGUCAGGGAGUGGGUCCUCACUUUUUAGUACUCCAUCUGCUGCUGCGUCUUCGUCUUCGUUAUUUUCCACUCCCAGUGCUGCUCCAACAGCCUCAUUUGGAGUACCUGGUGCAUCAGCCCCAUCGUCACUUUUUGGUCCUUCAACACCCUCAUUGGGUAAUACCCCUUCUUUACUUGGUGUCCCUUCUGCUGGAGUUUCAUCCUUUUUGACCCCAUUUGCUUCAGGUGCUGCAACAGGGUCGGGAGCAAGCUUCGGGACUGCAUCUAAAGCAAGAGCAAAAAGUCGCACUGGUCGACGCUAGUAGCAGUUUCCUGAGGUAAUGAUAACGGAGGCAACAUUUUACAUGCUUGAUUGAUUCUCAGCAUCCCUUCCGUGGGGAACUACUAUUAGUUAUUUGCAGCCCAUGGCAUCUGGAUUUGCCUGGAUUCUUGAACUCUAUGGACAAUUCUUGCAGACGGGUUGUUGGAUUCUUGGUCUCUGAAUCAGAGGUUUUUUCUUGCCUUUGGACUUCAAAUGUUGCGGGUAUAAUGCCCUGAGAUCCUUGUUCUUGUAACAUUGUAAAUUGCGUCUUGACCUGAUUGUUUUGGCUAUAGAUCCUUGUUAAGAAUUAAUUCUGUUGAUCUGGAAAUGGAUGCCACCUUUGUCCUCUUCGGCUUGUUUAUUGAACUCAUGAGAAUGGUAUUUGAUGUUAAUGUCUAUUUAAGGUUCUAA